Spodoptera exigua (beet armyworm) is the source of this 501-nucleotide messenger RNA. The record is from the annotation of a GenBank genome assembly. Lineage: Eukaryota; Metazoa; Arthropoda; Insecta; Lepidoptera; Noctuidae.
AUGUUGCGGGUUGUGGCUUACGUCUGCGCUCUCCUGGCACUAGCUCACGGACAGACCACCAAUGUAAACCAGUGUACUUUCCACAGUGGACCUCUGCCGAUACACACGUACAUAGAGGGCUGUGUUACUCCGCCAUGUGUCUUCCCACAAGGACAAGAUGCGGUCGUCAACAUCAAGUUCCGAGCACCCCGCGCCGUGCAGAGCAUGACCACUCAUGCCACAGCAUUUCUGUCAAUAUUACCAAUCUUUUACCCUCUCGGAGAGGCAGCUCAGACCUGUAAUUACCUCACUAACAGCAGCUGCCCUCUGGAAGAAGGCGAGGAGGUGCAGUACUCCCUCAAUAUGUUCAUCGAGCCUGCUUUCCCUGCGGGAACUAGUCUACCAAUCGAGUUUAGGAUCGUGGAUGACAACAACAACAACCUGGUUUGCAUUCGUGUGCCAAUCAGAAUCGCGCCUCCUGUGUCUUCCAACAUGCUUGCCGGGCCGGCUGCCGGAGUAUAG